AUGGUUGAACCUAUACUUGACCAAGGUGUUGGUUGGGGAAUCAUUCUCGGUUUUGGUGGUUUCUUCGCCAUCGUAAUGACAUUAUUGACAUUUGCACAAAAGCGUUAUCUAAGAGAAUUUCAAACAAGUGAAAUGUUUAUGACUGCUCAUCGUAGUGUGAGAACUGGAUUGGUUGCUUCGGCUAUUGUUUCUGCUUGGACUUGGGCGGCUACUUUAUUGCAAUCUUCUACUGUCGCGUAUAAAUAUGGUGUUUCUGGACCUUUCUGGUAUGCCUCCGGUGCCACCAUUCAAGUCUUACUUUUUGCUAUUCUGGCUAUUGAACUUAAACGAAAAGCUCCACAUGCUCAUACUUUCCUUGAAAUUAUUAAUGCUCGUUAUGGAAAACCUGCUCAUAUCGUAUUCUUGUGCUUUGCGUUGGCUACAAACAUGGUCGUAACUGCCAUGUUGUUACUUGGUGGUUCCGCUGUGGUUCAUGCUCUUACUGGCGUCCAUACUUUUGCUUCUUGUUUCUUACUUCCACUUGGUGUGCUUAUUUACACCUUAUUUGGUGGUAUCAAAGCGACUUUCUUAACAGAUUAUGUUCAUACCACUGUAAUUUUUAUCGUCCUUCUUUCCUUCGUAUUCACCGUAUAUUGUACUUCCUCUCAAAUUGGUUCUCCUGAUAAAAUGUACGAUCUUCUCGAUGCUGCUGCUAAAAGAAAUGGUGGUGUUCCAGAUAAUGCUGAAGGAUCUUAUUUAACAAUGUCUUCAUUACAAGGUUUAGUUUUUGGUAUAAUCAACAUUGUUGGAAAUUUUGGAACUGUAUUUGUUGAUAAUGCUUAUUGGCAAAGAGCUAUUGCUGCAAGACCAAGUUCAACUGUUCAUGCUUAUUUAAUUGGUGGUUUAGCAUGGUUUGCAAUUCCAUUUACGUUAGCCACAACAAUGGGACUUGCUGGUAUCGCUGUUUUAGACCCAAAUACAUUGCACCCCAGUGAUGUCUCUGCUGGAUUGGUACUUCCUUUGGCUGCUAGUCAACUUAUUGGUAAAGCUGGUGGUUUUGCCGCUUUAGUACUUGUAUUCAUGGCUGUCACUUCUGCUUCUUCAGCCGAACUUAUUGCCGUAUCUUCUAUUUAUACUUAUGACAUAUAUCGUACUUAUAUUCGCUCUGAGGCAUUAGGAAGUCAAGUAAUUAAUCAUUCUCAUUAUUCCGUUAUAGGAUUUGGUAUAUUAAUGGGUGGGCUGGCUGUCAUUCUUAAUUACAUUGGUGUAGAUUUAGGAUAUAUGUAUUUGCUUAUGGGUAUUAUAUCUUCACCUGCCGUCUUUCCUGUGGCAUUCACAAUAACAUGGAAAAAACAACCUGCUAUGGCUGCUAUCUUUUCUGCAAUUUUCGGUCUCAUAUGUGGUCUUAUAGCUUGGUUAGUUACUGCCCAACAACUUUAUAAUGAAAUUACUCUUAUAUCUACUGGUCAAAAUUAUCCUAUGUUGGCUGGAAAUUUAGUAUCUAUCUUAGUUCCAUUGUUUAUAACUUUAAUUUGGUCAUUUGCUUUCCCUGAUGAUUUCGAUUUCGAUAUUACUCGUACCAAAUUACAAAUUUUAACUGAUGAUGAAGUUGAUGAAAACUUUAGACAUGUUGAUGAUUCUGAAACAGAUCCCCACAAAUUAAAAAAAGCAUUCAAAUUUGCUCUUUGGAGUAGUAUUGCUUUAACCCUCAUAUUAGCUAUUAUUUGGCCAAUACCUAUGUACCUUUCAAGAUAUGUUUUCUCUAAACCCUUCUUCACUUUUUGGGUGGCUUUAAGUAUGAUUUGGGCGCUUUGUGGAGCUAUAGCUGUUGCUAUUUUCCCAGUGUUUGAGGCCAGACAUAGUAUCUAUAGAGUUAUUGAAGGUGUCUUUUUUGAUAUUAGUGGGAAGAGAAAAGUUGAACAAGAAGAAAUUGAAAUCAAACAAGAAGAAAUUGAAAUCAAACAAGAAACAACCAAUAAUGAAAAAGUUUAA
This is a messenger RNA of Dentiscutata erythropus, 1971 nucleotides long. NCBI's taxonomy places the organism in Eukaryota, Fungi, Glomeromycota, Glomeromycetes, Diversisporales, Gigasporaceae. The record is from the annotation of a GenBank genome assembly.